Messenger RNA from Gavia stellata (red-throated loon), 1524 nucleotides. RefSeq names its product G protein-coupled receptor 37 (gene GPR37). Gene Ontology annotation, cellular component: plasma membrane; signaling receptor complex. The record is from RefSeq and is a predicted model, not a curated record. Bases 1 to 1524 code for a protein of 507 amino acids. Gene Ontology annotation, molecular function: G protein-coupled peptide receptor activity; prosaposin receptor activity. NCBI's taxonomy places the organism in Eukaryota, Metazoa, Chordata, Aves, Gaviiformes, Gaviidae. The transcript has 2 exons. Gene Ontology annotation, biological process: adenylate cyclase-inhibiting G protein-coupled receptor signaling pathway; positive regulation of MAPK cascade.
AUGCAGCCCCUCCGCGCUCCCCUCGCCCUGCUCUGCCAGGUGCUGGGCGCCUGGGCUGCUUGCGCCCUGGCCCCCGCCGCGGCCGCUGGGCUGCCGGCGCCCCCGCAGCGCGCCCGCUCGCCGCUAGCCCCGACACCCCUCGCCCCGGGCCGGCGGGCGGCCGCGGCUCUCCCCGGUGGCGGAGCCCUCCCCCCCGGGGCCGACGCCGCGACCGGCGGAGCGGCGCGGCCGGCCGGCAGCUGCGCGCCGCGCGGGGCGGCGGGGGCCGGGCGGCGGCGGGCGCGGAGCAGCGAGCGCGGAGCCGGCGCGGCGGCGGGGAGGGGCGCGGCGGGCGGCCCUCGCUGGCUGCCCCUGAACGGCUCGGCCGGCGGCGAGGGCAGCGCCGGGGGCCGCGGCAACGCCACGGGGCGCCGCGCCCGCCUCCGCAACCCCUUCUACCCGCUGACCGAGGAGUCGUACGGCGCCUACGCCGUCAUGUGCCUCUCCGUGGUGAUCUUCGGCAUCGGCAUCAUGGGCAACAUGGCAGUGAUGUGCAUCGUCUGCCACAACUACUACAUGCGCAGCAUCUCCAACUCCCUGCUGGCCAACCUGGCCUUCUGGGACUUCCUCAUCGUAUUCUUCUGCCUGCCGCUGGUCAUCUUCCAGGAGCUCACCAAGAAGUGGCUCCUAGAAGACUUCUCCUGCAAAAUCGUCCCGUACAUCGAGGUAGCCUCUCUCGGAGUCACCACAUUCACACUGUGCGCCCUCUGCAUAGACCGAUUUCGCGCCGCCACCAACGUGCAGAUGUAUUAUGAGAUGAUCGAAAACUGCACCUCGACGACGGCCAAGCUGGCCGUCAUCUGGGUGGGCGCGCUGCUGCUGGCCCUGCCGGAGGUUGUGCUGCGCCAGCUGGCAAAGGAGGACCCCGAAUACAGCGGCAGCCCCCCGGGGGAGCGGUGCGUGGUGAAGAUAUCCACCACGCUACCUGACACCAUCUACGUGCUAGCUCUCACUUACGAUGGGGCAAGACUGUGGUGGUACUUCGGCUGCUAUUUUUGUUUGCCUACCCUUUUCACUAUUACUUGCUCCCUGGUAACAGCGAGGAAAAUCAGGAGAGCGGAAAAGGCUUGCACUAGGGGGAACAAGCGACAAAUUCAGCUGGAAAGUCAGAUGAACUGCACAGUGGUGGCUUUGACCAUUUUAUAUGGCUUUUGCAUCAUUCCUGAAAACAUUUGCAACAUUGUGACUGCCUACAUGUCCACAGGGGUCUCUCGGCAGACUAUGGACCUCCUCCAUCUCAUUAGUCAGUUCCUUUUGUUCUUUAAGUCCUGUGUUACCCCAGUUCUCCUUUUCUGUCUCUGUAAACCUUUCAGCCGGGCCUUUAUGGAGUGUUGCUGUUGCUGCUGUGAUGAAUGCAUCCAGAAGUCUUCAACAGUGACGAGUGAUGACAAUGACAAUGAGUACACCACAGAACUGGAGCUCUCCCCUUUCAGUACCAUCCGUCGUGAAAUGUCCACUUUUGCCUCCGUGGGGACUCACUGUUGA